Molecule: messenger RNA, 2184 nt
Organism: Trichoderma gamsii
Lineage: Eukaryota; Fungi; Ascomycota; Sordariomycetes; Hypocreales; Hypocreaceae
Exons: 2
Coding region: 1-2184 (727 amino acids)
Molecular function (GO): protein binding
Source: RefSeq, a predicted model, not a curated record
AUGGGCCCUGCAGUUACGCCUAGAAUACGUCGAACGGCGCAGAAUACACAGUUUACAUACAACUUGUCACGCCGAGUCAACGAUGUCCAGACAUACCCCGUCCAAUCCCCUCAGGGAGCUACCAUAUUAAUCUAUGGACAUGACAACGGCGUAACUUUGGUCUGGCGAGGCGGUCGACGUUUCAAAGCUUCCCAGGAGGCCUCGAAGCAACCGACAAAUCAUAAAGAGCAGAGAAAUGGAGCUUCCGAAGACUCUGUCAUGAUUAUUGAUUCAGAUGAUGACGAACCGCCGGCGAAAUCACAGACUGCCCAGAGCUAUGUCGACAAGCCCGAGUUCGAAGACACCAUCGAACGGAAUCCCUACCCCGAAACUAUUCAGACAUUGGACCUAGCUUUCGGGACGGCUGUGUUGAAAGUUGCUGUAAUGCCUCUGGUACCAUGUUCUUCAGCUGAAGCGGCAUCCAACGGCGAGCCAAUCUUGGCCGAAAAGAUGGUAUUCGCGGUGUCCUGCGCCACAAACGAUGCCUAUCUUGUCACUUUGCCCUUGACGCCGCCCUCUCCCCAAAGCAAGGCGCGACCGGAACUCAGAGCAGAUCUCUUGGCUGGGCAAGCUGGAUCUGGGUCCUGGGGCGAAUCUCUGACGCUUCUUGGUGGCCAGACAAAACACAGCGACGGUCUAGCCAUCACUCUGAUUGCCCCCAGAUCUAUCGAAUCAUCAAGCAAGGCGCCAAGGGCAGUGGUAGCCGCCUUCUCAAGACAAGCAUCUGGCGUUCUGCAUCUGUGGGACAUCGCGUUAGAAGACAAGAUGUCUUCCCAACGGCCAAUUGAGCCCUUCCAAAGCGAGUUUCUCCCUGCUCCACUCACUAGCAUCUCAUUCAACCCCACAAAUGCUUCACAGCUCCUUGCGGUAUCGUCACCUCACGCUGUAAGGAUAUACGAUUUUGCGCAGCCAUCAUUACCCCCGGACUUGGAUGCCCGAGGACCCUUCCCGGCUCAAGGCUCGUGGCUGCUCUCAUUAUACCAGCCAUUUGCCAAAAUCUCUUCCUCACGCAAGCCAAUACUGGAUGCCGCAUGGAUAGCUCAUGGCCGGGCAGUCUUCGCCUUAUUAGCAGAUGGCAUGUGGGGUAUCUGGGACAUUGAAGGCGCGAAACCGCUGCAAUCGGGAGCCGCUAUAUCGAGUAAACUGAAAUCGGGUGUUCAGGGGGCUGCCUUGACUGCCUUUAGUGUCUCGGGAUAUGUUGAGGGAACAGGCGCACUACGCACCAUUGCGACGCAGCAGAAAGACAAGCACGCUGGUGACUUUGCACCUAUGACGCCCCAUACCCGCAAACAGGCCGCCACGUCAUUGAAUGCCGCCACAAGCCUCGAUCGCCUAUUUGCAGUUCGUGGAGGUAUAAAGGUCAUUGGGCUUCCUUCAACUCCUGGCAAAGCACUCCAAGAUGAGAGCUUAGCUCUGUGGAUAGGGGGGCUAGAACAUGUCUGCGUCAUUCCAGGGGUGUUGAGAUUCUGGGAUUCACAACUACGAAGAGGAUCUGGUGGCGGCGUCAAUCUAUUCAGCGGUGCUCAACCCACAAGAAUGGUCAAGCUGGUUGAUCUUACCACUGGUCUUUUAGGAGAAAGAUGUUGUGGAGUUGGUCUGAUUCCGGAUACUUGCAAUAACGAUGACGAUAGUCCCGACGAUGGUGGUCUCCCCGUUGACGUACUCAUCCGAGGAGAAUCAAGAAUAGUCAUUGUGCGAGAAGGAGAAGACGGCCGAGGAAGAAAGAUUGGCGACGUCGUUGCUAGCCGCAGGAAACGCCUGUUUUCAAGAAAUGAGAAAUCGGAAGCCAUCAUAGUUCACGGCAAGCAGGACCGAUCAGCAAGCUUGUCAUUCAACUUGAGUACUGUGAAACCGGGAACUCUUAGGCAUAAGCAGGCUGUCAGAGAUGAGCUUGAAGGAAACGGGAACGGAAAUGGAAACGGAGCGACUGAUAGAUCGGAUGACGUGCCAACUCCGAUAACUCGAUCGCGCGCCGGCUUUGGAUUUGCUGAUACUUUGAGUGCAGCGGCAGACGUCACAUCUGAUUUCACUGCCCGGAACGUGGAAGCGGAAAUGCUUGAUAUCAUGGAGAUUGAUCAAGCAUUAAAUAACAUGGAGGAUGAUAGAGGCAGCGGGAGGAAGAAAGUGUUCUUUGAGGAAGACUGA